This is a messenger RNA of Aspergillus tanneri, 990 nucleotides long. Its product is annotated as 5'-methylthioadenosine/S-adenosylhomocysteine nucleosidase family protein. Gene Ontology annotation, molecular function: catalytic activity. The transcript is spliced from 4 exons. Lineage: Eukaryota; Fungi; Ascomycota; Eurotiomycetes; Eurotiales; Aspergillaceae. The record is from RefSeq and is a predicted model, not a curated record. The coding region runs from base 1 to 990 and encodes 329 amino acids. Gene Ontology annotation, biological process: nucleoside metabolic process.
AUGGCAGUCUUCCCUUCGCUCGAAGAGUACCAGAUCGGUUGGAUAUGUGCCCUUCCAGACGAGGCGGCUGCUGCUCAGGAAAUGCUUGAUGAAAGCUUUGGGACCCCCGAAGAGCAGGACAGCACGGGCUCUAAUAUAUACACGCUGGGCCGAAUCGGCAAGCAUUUGGUUGCGAUUGCAUGCCUGGGAGGGCAAUAUGGGACGACUUCAGCUACCACCGUGGCUAACAACAUGAUGCGGACAUUUUCCAAGUUACUGCGGGUUGGAUCAAUGGUUGGGAUUGGAGGAGGAAUUCCUUCUGCAACCCAUGAUAUACGCCUCGGUGACAUUGUAUCGGCCAGACGAACAAUCUGUGAUGGUUGCCUGACCGAGUGGGAGGUAGAAAGGGAUAAACGAGACAACAAUGAGCCACAGCUACACUAUGGUAUUAUUGUGUCAGGGAAUAUUGUGGUAAAGGACGGUAAAACACGGGAGCGAUUGCGGAAAGAAACAGGUGCCUUAUGCUUUGAGAUGGAGGCAGCAGGCUUAAUGCAGGACUUCCCUUGCAUUGCCAUCCGGGGUAUCUGUGAUUAUGCUGAUUCGCGCAAAAAUAGGCAGUGGCAGGCGUAUGCAGCAUUGGCAGCUGCAUCCUAUCCAAAAGAAUUACUCAGUUAUAUCCCUCGUGCCCAGGUGUCAAAGGAAAAGCUGGUGGCGGGGAUUUGCACUACAAUCAGGGAACAGCUUAAAAACUUCAACAACACCACUGAUAACAUCCACCAAAAAAUCAAUAUGGACUGGUUAAAGAUUGCAGAAGGGGCGGCAUUUGAUUCAUAUGCAAACCAGCAUGAAAAAUGUUUUCCCGGAACUAGGCGUGAACUUCUCGACCAGAUUGAAAAGUGGGCAGACCUGAACCCGAUCCGCCUGGGUUUCAAGCAGAUCAGCGGCAAUCACCAAGAUGUGGACCUUCAUGAGAUCCCAAAGCCAAUGAUCCAGCGUGAUAUCUCGUUAUAA